AUGGAGGCGUUUUCGGAAGGGAAUGAAUUAUCCGAAAGUGAUUUUAGUAUAUCUGAGUCAGUUAAAUCCUAUCCAACUUUUGUUUCUAUGGGAUUAAAGGAUAAUCUUUUAAAGGGAAUUUAUGCUUACGGAUUUGAAAAGCCAUCACUUAUCCAACAAAAAACUAUCAAACAAAUAAUCGAUGGAAGAGAUGUGAUUGCACAAGCUCAAAGUGGAACUGGAAAGACAGCAACAUUUAGCAUAGGAACUUUACAAAAUGUUCAGCCUGAGGUUUGUCAAAUUCAAGUUCUAAUUUUGGCGCCUACACGUGAAUUAGCUGUUCAAAUACAUCAUGUUGUAUCAUCGUUGUCUGAUUACCUAUCUGUCAGAUGUAUAGCAUGUUGUGGUGGACGAAACAAUACAAUGCAGAUGGCUCGUGAACUUGAUAAAGGUGUUCAUAUUGUAGUUGGAACACCAGGUCGAGUGUUAGAGCUUGUUCGACAGGGUAAUCUACGCGUACACAAACUGCGUUCUUUAGUUUUGGAUGAGGCUGAUGAAAUGUUGAACAGAGGUCUGCGUGACCAGUUAGAAGAAAUAUAUCGUCGUCUUCCAUCUCAUAUUGGCUUGGACAAUAGGAAAUCUCUUGACUGUCAGGUGGUGAUAGUUUCAGCCACUAUGCCUAAAGAACAUUUGGAGCUGUUUCAAAAUUUCACAUCCAAUCCUGUUCGAAUUCUUGUACCAAGAGAUGAGUUAAGCCUUUCUGGUCUUCAGCAAUUCUAUAUUGAUGUUGGCUCAGAAGAAUGGAAAUUUGAGGCGUUAAGUGACCUAUUCUCUAGUGUUUGUGUUUCACAGACUGUUGUUUUUGUAAAUACACGACGAAAAGUUGACUGGCUUGCUAGCCAGCUGAAUCGAGAAGGUUUCACAGUCGCCUGUGCUCAUGGUGAUCUUGAUCAAGUUCAACGAGAAUCAGUUAUGAAACAGUUUCGUUCAGGAGAAUGUCGUAUUCUCAUCAGCAGUGAUAUGUGGGCUCGAGGUAUUGACGUGCAAACAGUAGGGCUAGUUGUAAAUUUCGACUUGCCAAUAAACACCAGUGAAUAUCUGCAUCGUAUCGGUCGUUCUGGUCGUUUUGGACGUACUGGACUAGCUGUUAGUUUCAUCGCCGGUGGAGAAGAUCGUAAACAACUAUUAGAAAUUUGUAAUUAUUAUCAAAUCGCCAUCCCACCAGCACCGGCACGUUUGGAUAAAAUCGUUGGACCAGGCGAAAAGUUCCCUUCACCAUCAUCAUCAAAUCGCCAGCACUAUGAUCUGCGAGGAGGCGAAGAAAAAGAAGAAAAGAACAAAGAAGAGGAAGAAGAAAAAGAAGAAGGGGGAAAAGAAUCUCUUAAACAUUGUCAAAUGAACUACUAUAUUGUAUUUAUUCCCGCUUUAUUGUAUAGAUUAUUCUUCAUGUAUCUCCCUUUUUAUCUGUAA
Trichobilharzia regenti is the source of this 1449-nucleotide messenger RNA. The record is from the annotation of a GenBank genome assembly. NCBI's taxonomy places the organism in Eukaryota, Metazoa, Platyhelminthes, Trematoda, Strigeidida, Schistosomatidae.